This is a messenger RNA of Austrofundulus limnaeus, 2619 nucleotides long. It is a transcript of the gene mtfr1l, whose product is annotated as mitochondrial fission regulator 1-like. The coding region runs from base 225 to 1178 and encodes 317 amino acids. Gene Ontology annotation, biological process: mitochondrial fission; aerobic respiration. NCBI's taxonomy places the organism in Eukaryota, Metazoa, Chordata, Actinopteri, Cyprinodontiformes, Rivulidae. Gene Ontology annotation, cellular component: mitochondrion. The transcript has 7 exons. The record is from RefSeq and is a predicted model, not a curated record.
UUCCAGCCAAUCAAAUCACAGGACAAUGAACGUCAACAGUGUGAAAGACGAAAGGAGGAAGCGUAACUAAAAUGUUUUAACUUUCCAGUGUUCAGCUUUACUCCAACGAUUUGGUGGUCGGACUAUCAUGACAUCUGUUCACUGAACUGCUCCAUCUUCAGAAAUUGCAAGCACCAAACCCUGGUGUGCAUCCUUCUAGCGAAUGAGAGUGACCCACCAUCAUUAUGGAAACAGAAGCAGAAGUUAUUCCCAUCUGGCAGAAUAAGCCCCAUGGAUCAACUCGUAGCGUUGUGAGAAGAAUAGGUUCAACUCUUCCACUCAAAGCUCCACAAAGAGCAUGUUUCCAGGAGUUACCUGGUUUGCCUUCUCUUCGUCCCAUGGACGGCCCUUCUGUCCCUACUUUGGCAGACAUAGCCUGGAUUGUUGCAGAUGAAGAGGAGACGUAUGCCAGAGUCAGGAGCGAUGCGCGCCCUUUAAAACACGAAUGGCGGCCCACGCCACUCCUAGUACUCCACAGAAACUCCUCCGUGCCCAACUUCCGCCGCGAGGGUAAAAGAAUGGAGGGGCUUAGGAAGCCCGGGGUGACGGCCCUCAACCGUACCACCGCCCUGCAGGACGAGCUCAGCAAACUCCGGGCUCAGAUCGCCAAGAUAGUGGCAAAUGAUACAGGCUCCAACCCCCUGACCCCGGAUCUGCUCUCCCCAGACGACACAACCAUGAGUUUUUCCAUGGCGCCUUUCGAGACGGCGUCCUACACGCCAGCCACGGCGGCUCCCGCUUCCUUCGUCAUCAGUGACGUCACGGAGGAGGAAGAGGAGGAGGAGGAGGAAGAAGCAGAAGUGGAGGAAGAUGAGAAAGAUAUUUCUAUCGUGUCAGAGCUGGUCCCUGACCCUCUGCCGCCCGUCUCCAUGACGGCAUCGGCGACCUUUGACCUGGACAGACCCAGCAUGGACUUCCGGGAGGCAGAGGAGGACACAGUGUCUCUGUCCAAGUCUACCAGUUUCGCCGACGUUAUGGACAUCCUGAAGGAUAUGAACAAAAUGAAGAUGAGCAAAGACAGGUAUACUAGAGGUUGUACAUCACUCAGAGAGGAAGACUCUGCUACUCUGAUAUCAGAAGCUCUAAGGAAAAAGUUUGUCUUGCAAAAAGAGGAUACUACUGCUGUAAGAAGGAAAUAACGAGCUCAAUUAUUAGUAAAAUAAAAACCCGAUCCUGCUGCUCCGUGCAAGUCAGGAGGAAAGUGUAGAGUUUGAGUUUUUAUUUGUUAGGAACAUACCCCACGGAUCUUCAGUUUCACUCUCUAGGCUGAAGGCAGCAUCUGUCUGCCAGAGUUUACACAAACAAACUUUGUCCCAGACGUUUAGAAUCAAACUCUGUUCAGUCUGAGACCCAGCAGCCACGCUGAAGCAUGACGAUGCAGAUUACAGCAGACCGUUUCCCCAGCUCCGACCGGUUUCUCCAUCCAAAUCUGGGAUGUUUCAUUCAAACAAGAGGUUGAUGUUCGAGCCAUAAUUCAUUAAGGUUUGGACUUCAAUUAAAUUCUUUUUAAGAUUUUUGUUGAACCUUAUUUUAAGCUAUUUUCCCCCCACAGAAACCAUACAAAUAAACCUUUUUGUUUUCGGUUUCAUAAACUAAUCGAACAAACUUGAAGAUAUUUUCUGUAUAGAUGAAACUUGCAUACAAGCAGAGACGUACUGUAGCUUUUUACAGUGUGUAUGGGAAAAUAAGCUUCAGAUGUUUGCUUUUAUCYUUGGCAUCUUUGUACUUUGGAUUGUGCACGUCUUUUGCCUGUUCAUAUUCURUUUUUUUUGUAACAUAAACGUGGAUGUGAUUGAACCAAAAGAUCCAAAUUUAAAGCCCAAACUAUAAAAGGAGUGUUCAACAAGCUUGUACAAAUAUUUUGAAAUACACAUACCCCCUGCUUGUGAAGUCUGCCGAUAGUUCAAGUCGUGUGUAAAACAAGGCKACAGUAAACCAGUUCUUUUGUUUGGCAAAGAAUAUUAAUUACAUAAUUCCCUACAUUGUUCUUGUGAGUCAAAGUUAGGAUGAAGAGUAUUCCUGUUCUCACCUUUUAAAAGAAAUCCUUUUCCUCAAAAAAAAACCUGAGUUCAUUCUCCAAGUCGUUCCAAGUGCCAAGGGUUUGUUUUUAACCGGCCCGCUUCUUGUUGCCUGUCCUACACGUGUUCACAYUUUUUACAUUUUCUUUGUUACACGUUUUGUUUGUUCAGGCCUUUACGAAGGCAAUGACUUUAAAGUUAGGUUGGCUGUGUAAAAACAUUUAGCUGAGCAGAACGUUUAAACGAGAGACGUCUGUCCACACYCGACGAUUUUCUUUUGCUAGAAUCCGUGCUCACGUUUUAAAUGUAAUGUCUCAAGCUGAACUUGUUCAUUCUUUCACACGACAAAGUGAUGAAUAGCAGCUAAAGUUGAUCUAUACAGGUUGUGUCUCAAUAGGUGAGAUAAUGGAUGCCACUACUGCAAAGUUCAAUGGGAACUGUUUGUUUUUUGUUUUGCUGUAACUUUUGUAGAACUGAACCCUCUUUAAGCACCACCUGAGUGUGCAUUUUUUUGUUUUGUUUUUUGUUAUGCAAACUCCUGAAUAAAAAAAAAAAACGUGCA